Messenger RNA from Solanum tuberosum (potato), 1788 nucleotides. Its product is annotated as mannan endo-1,4-beta-mannosidase 2-like. NCBI's taxonomy places the organism in Eukaryota, Viridiplantae, Streptophyta, Magnoliopsida, Solanales, Solanaceae. The record is from RefSeq and is a predicted model, not a curated record. Gene Ontology annotation, molecular function: mannan endo-1,4-beta-mannosidase activity. Gene Ontology annotation, biological process: polysaccharide catabolic process. The transcript is spliced from 6 exons. The coding region runs from base 266 to 1600 and encodes 444 amino acids.
AAUCAAGUUAGGCCCCCCAAACCCACCCACCCCCACACAUGUGAUGCAGUUUCAUGUUGGGUAUCUUGAUUUUUCAAAUUGAUAAACUUUGUCUGUGCUUCAAGUACUGGUUUUGUCACUCUUUCAGAGAAGGGGAUCUGACUGUUCUUGAAAAAAAAAUCACAAAGUCCCAUUUAUUGGGGGAGCUAAGGAGAUCCCAGCAUUUUCUCAAGUUGGAUCUCCAAAGAGCCUUCUCCAUUUUUUUCCCUUUUUACCAUUUCUUGAAAUGGUUCAAUCACCUAUGAGCAGAAAGCUAGCAAGAAAUGGUGGCCUGUUUUAUCCAGUCAUUGGGUUUGCACUGUUUGUUACUUUUCUUUAUUUGGCAUUUGGAGACUUGUGGGGUUUCAAUUUCAACAGAGAAGAAAUAAAGUUAAGUUUUGUGGAGAGAAAUGGAACUCAAUUCUUUGUGGAUGGUAAAGCUUUUUACAUAAAUGGAUGGAAUUCUUACUGGUUAAUGGACCAUGCUGUGGAUUAUAGUAAUAGACCAAGGAUUAAAGGGAUUUUACAAGCUGGUGCUAAGAUGGGGCUCACUGUGUGUAGAACUUGGGCUUUUAAUGAUGGUGGAUACAAUGCUCUGCAGAUUUCCCCUGGUAGAUUUGAUGAAAGAGUGUUUAGAGCAUUGGAUCAUGUUAUUGCAGAAGCCAGAAAGAAUGGCAUUAGGUUGAUGCUUAGCUUGGUUAACAACCUGCACGCAUUCGGGGGGAAGACUGAGUAUGUAAAGUGGGCAGAGAAAGAAGGUGUUGCUUUAAGCUCUUCCAAUGAUUCAUUCUUCUAUGACCCUACCAUCCGUCGAUAUUUCAAAAAUUAUGUCAAGACAGUGCUAACUAGGAGAAACAUAUACACUGGGAUGGAGUACAGGGAUGAUCCAACUAUCUUUGCAUGGGAGUUAAUAAACGAGCCUCGCUGCAUGACCGAUCCUUCUGGUGACACACUUCAAGACUGGAUAGAAGAGAUGUCAACAUUUGUGAAGUCGAUUGAUAGGAAACAUCUGCUUACUGUAGGCCUAGAAGGAUUUUAUGGCCGUAAAAGUCCCAAAAGAUCAAGUGGCAAUCCGGAAUUUUGGGCUGCUGAUCUUGGAUCAGAUUUCAUCCGUAACUCCAUGCUCUCGACGAUUGAUUUUGCCUCUGUACAUGUAUAUCCAGACCAUUGGUUCCAUGAUAAAAAAUUCGAAGAAAAACUAAAAUUUGCAGCCAAAUGGAUGCUUUCUCACAUAGAAGACGGUGACAAGGAACUGAGAAAACCGAUCAUGUUCACUGAAUUCGGUUUGUCAAAUGAGAACGAGGACUUUGAACCUGCUCAACGAGACAGAUUCUACAAAAUGGUUCUUGAUUUCAUAUACAAGUCUGCAAAAAGAAACAGGUCAGGUGCAGGAUCAUUCUUCUGGCAGUUCUUGGUUGAAGGGAUGGAACUGUAUAAUGAUGAUUUCGGAAUUGUUCCAUGGGAGAGGCCUUCAACAUAUCAGCUCAUUACUGAACAGUCGUGUAGGCUCGCUAAAGAACACGGGGUACUGCCUACACAAAUGGAACAUUUGAAGGAUUUUUGUGCAUCGACGAGGUUAUAAAUUAUGUAUUGAUCUUCGAAAAAGAAAGAAGUUUGAUGUGUACAAUGAAGAAUCUGUUUGUGUUUUUUUCUUGUUUGAGAUUUGUUAUAGAGGGAGGAGCUGCAGCAUAGUUUUACACAAUGUAUUUUCUUACUUCAUAGAUGUAUACAAAUUUGCAUAAAGUGAAAGUAGAGCAAAUUCUUUUCUAA